CUUCAGAGGAGAGAGAUAGAUACUGUAGGUAGCGUACUGUGUACGUGAACGAUCGCCAACAUUAACGCUUCACCGCAAAAAAGCGCAGUAAAAACCAAAUUCCAUUCGAUGUCUAGUCUCCUGGCGACAGAACAAUUUAGCCUUUCGACACACUACAUUCUGGUAUGCAUCACCCGGCACAUUUCACCAGGCUAAUCCUAGAGAUAUACUUAUCAAACGAAAAGAGAAUACCGCGCAUAGCAAGUUUAUCUCUUGGGAUCUUUUAUCUUCGUUCACGCCAUUCGACGAUUACGAAAAAUUAUCGACAUGGUCUAGCUUUUUCCUUGGAUGGGAAAACUUUAUGUGGUUACUACACAAAUUCGUGAUAUUUCAACCAAAAAAUGUUAUAUUAUGUUCCCAAUAAAGUCCUGACCCAAUCCAGUUGAGGCGACCAUCACUGGAGGGACGUACAGGAGCACCAUGUCAGGGCCGAUGAUCUUGGUACUUAAAUGACCUAUUGAUAGGUUGAACGACCCUGACGAGCCAGCACAUUAUCAUUUGCAAAUCAGUUGAGAUCUGCGUAUCAGAAUUAUCAAUUCCAUCUUCAAUGCCAGGUCCCCAGUAAAUUUUUACCAAGACGGAUGCAGAUGGGAAUCUAAGAAUGGUUGUCCUUCCAUUUUGGGACAAGAUCGAAACAUAACUGGUAAACUUUCAACGCUGUUACCACACCUUUUCCUUUCCCGUCUUUCCAUGCAAUAUCCAGAUCUACUCUCAUAUAUCCACUCUGGGGCAAAGUGGCCGAGAUCUAGAAUUAUCCCCGAACCUCUUUUACAUCCCUGGUUCCUUGUGUGGAAAGGAUUAUGAUUUCUUCAAAUGUAGUCGUGGGUUUUUCCGAUUGAAUGGCUCCUCAAACAAAAUACACUCUUUUAGGUUUUCAUUUCUUUAGGGGCGUUCAUUCGUACUUUCAACUUUGCAUUGACUAACUUUUGCCCACAUUACGGUUCGAGUUUGGACGUUCGAUUUUUCGGUAUUGUGUUUUUGGAGGAGGCUUUGGGUCAUUCUCGGAGGUGUAAUAACAUUUGCCAGUGCCAGUGUCAAUACAGCUGGUUACUCUCACUGUCAACUGAAAAAGAAAAAUGGAGUCAUUAGAGAUAUUGGUACGGGCCGAGGUCGAAUCACACGCAAAUAGAGGGCCACAAAUACAAGGAGUUGUGAUAUUUUUUAUCGUGUUGACUACAAUUUCGGUUUGGCUACGUACAUAUUGUCGUGCGUUUGUUAUCAAAAAUUUUGGUUGGGAUGAUAUUCUUGCUGUUAUUGCUUGGGUUCGUUUUAUCUUCCUCAUUCAUAUGAUUGGAAAGUGUCUAUUUGCUGUGUGUGCUUGCUUGCUAACUUGCUCUCGAAAAGGCAUUUUUCUUAGUAUAUUCUUCAUUCUCCCUCCUGGCUGUAACUUAUGGAAGUGGUCAACAUGUUUGGGAUAUACCGCCUGAACAUGUUCCAAUUGGUCUUAAGGUAUUUCUAUUUCUGUUGUUAGGAUAAGUGGCUCUUUCAAGAGGUCGAGUAGUCCAACUGUAGGACCUACUCGGAGAAAAACAAGGAGGCUUCUUCAGUCAUGGAAUGUGUCCAUCUGGGGAAACUCCAGGCUCUUUCCUCGCUUAUUCAAUCUUAGCAUCAAAUGGCAUCUUUCUUUCUUGGAAAUCUUUACUCACAUUCCCCACAGUAUUGGUGGCUAUGCGAGCCCGUCUACGUCGUUUCCAACAUGGCCCUCAAGCUGUCGAUUGCAGUUUUUCUCCUGCGCCUUUCAAAUUUGCCAAUGCAUCGCUACAUCAUUCUCGGUACUCUCGUGGUGUGCGAAAUCGGAGGCAUCUUCUAUUUCCUCGUCUUCAUCUUCCAAUGUCAGCCUUCCAACUACUUCUGGACGAAGUACACUGGUGGAACUGGGAAGUGUAUAAACGCCAAUGUCCCUGUCGAUGCGGGUUAUGCAUACAGUGCUAUAACGUGCGCCACGGACUGGAUUUUAAGUCUCAUUCCGAUUUGGGUGAUAUGGAAUUUACAGAUGACGCCGAGAGAUAAGAUCAGUGUGGCUGUAAUUCUAGCUAUGGGUGCUGUGUAUGUGCUCCUCGAUUUUUGUUUUUUUUAUAUGUUAUUUUUUGCCUCAUUCAACCCCUCUUUUCACUCUACGACCAGCAUAAACUUACGUUACCGCAAUAGUGCCUCAACCGCAACAAUAAUAAGAAUUCCGUACCUGCACGACCUCUCCAACAUCGCUGAUUUCCUCUUCGCGACCGUCGAUAUAGCUAUCUGGUCUACUGCAGAAACAGGUAUCGGCAUUACAGCCUGCUCAGUUGCCACACUACGCCCUCUCUUCCGCAGUUUCUUCGCACGAACAAAGAUGUUCGGUAGCUCGACAAAAGGACCUAGCAAUCCGAGUGUUGCCUGGGGCGGCUACGGAGACACCAAAUGUAGCGGGUAUAUCAAGCAAAAGAGCCUCAACGAUGGAGGAUCAAGAAACGCCAGCUCGGGAGAAGAUAUCGAAGAAUUCAAACUCAGAGAUGAUAUACCUUUGCAUUCGGGCGUCACCACUACAAUCGUCACCGGGAAACAGAAGCCGUGUGAUGAUCUUUUCGAUGAUAUUUCGGAUAAUUGUUCUCAGCGACGUGAUGAGCGAAAAGCGCAUGAUAUUGACUUGGAACUGGGGCACGAGCGAUAUUCUCGAGCGCAGGACUUGAAUGGGAGAGUGCAUAGUAAGCGCGUUUCUAAACAUGCGGCUAAAUGGAGCGGGGGCAAAGGAAGAAUUAGAGAUACGAGUGAUGCGAGGAGUCUGAGUAGUGAUGAAGAUCCGUCUUGGGGUAUGGGGAUUACGAAAACUAUUAAUACUAAGAUUAGUAGUGUGCGGAUGAGUAGAGUGGGUGGGGGGAAGGAAUAAUAGGGGUAAUUAGAGGUCAUUUAAUUAGGGGUUAAAAAUUUAUGGUUGCAAAUUUAUUGGUUUGCGGUUGAUCAUGUUGGAUUGUAUUAUUAUUAUGAUGAUGAGUAUGGAGUAGAUAGAUAGAUACCUUGGUGGGUCGAUUCGGACUUCACUUCACUUCAUGAUUAAUUGAUCGGUAUUUAUGCGGUUU
Sclerotinia trifoliorum is the source of this 3092-nucleotide messenger RNA. NCBI's taxonomy places the organism in Eukaryota, Fungi, Ascomycota, Leotiomycetes, Helotiales, Sclerotiniaceae. The record is from the annotation of a GenBank genome assembly.